This is a messenger RNA of Sphaerodactylus townsendi, 5019 nucleotides long. It is a transcript of the gene CMPK1, whose product is annotated as cytidine/uridine monophosphate kinase 1. Gene Ontology annotation, molecular function: ATP binding; UMP kinase activity. The record is from RefSeq and is a predicted model, not a curated record. Lineage: Eukaryota; Metazoa; Chordata; Lepidosauria; Squamata; Sphaerodactylidae. The coding region runs from base 140 to 844 and encodes 234 amino acids. Gene Ontology annotation, biological process: UDP biosynthetic process; CDP biosynthetic process; 'de novo' pyrimidine nucleobase biosynthetic process. The transcript is spliced from 6 exons. Gene Ontology annotation, cellular component: cytoplasm; nucleus.
UACCAGUCAGGAAAGUGACCGGCGGGCUGGCAGGAACCCGGAAGCGCUUUCUCUUCCUGCUGACGCCUCACGCGCCACCUCAGCCGGAGAAUCUAGGCGGUCUCGGAGACCCCCUGUUUUGUUUCUGUCUCGGCGGCGCAUGUUCUGUCGUUGUCUCUCCUCGGCUACCGCGAUUGGGCUUCGAUCACCGGCUGCUCGCCUUGGGCCUCUUGCCGUCCCUUCUUCCUCUUCUCUUCGACGCCUGUCGCGCCUCAUGAAGCCGGUCGUUGUGUUCGUUCUUGGCGGGCCUGGCGCCGGCAAAGGGACUCAGUGUUCUCGCAUUGUGGCGAAAUAUGGUUAUACCCACCUUUCUGCAGGCGACCUCCUUCGAGAUGAGAGGAAGAGACCAGGCUCUCAGUAUGGAGAGCUCAUUGAUAGCUAUAUUAAAGAGGGGAAAAUUGUACCUGUUGAAAUAACAAUCAGUUUGCUAAAGAGGGUUAUGGAUGAAACUAUGGCGGGAAAUGCACAGAAGAAUAAAUUCUUAAUUGAUGGAUUUCCCAGGAAUGAAGAUAACCUUCAGGGCUGGAACAAAACAAUGAAUGGAAAAGCAGAUGUAUCUUUUGUUCUUUUUUUUGACUGCAAUAAUGAGAUCUGUAUUAAUCGCUGCCUUGAAAGAGGGAAAAGCAGUGGCAGAAGUGAUGACAACAGAGAAAGUUUGGAGAAGAGAAUUCAUACAUAUCUAGAAUCUACAAAGCCCAUAAUAGACUUAUAUGAGAAAAUGGGCAAAGUCAGGAAAGUGGAUGCCUCCAAAUCUGUUGAUGAAGUUUUUGCUAAAGUUGUGAGCAUCUUUGAUAAAGAAGGCUAGUUCUCUACUUGAACCUUUUUCAAGCAUGCUUGAAUCUUGCUUUAAGAGCUGCUACUAUAGUCCAUUUUUGUAAUGACUAUAAAAUAUGCCUUUUUAAAUAACUUGUGUAAAUGGUUAAUUAUUUGAAAACAUGGCUUAAACUUUGACUUGCAAAUGGCCUGCUGUUAAAGGUAUGUACAUCUGAACUGAACCGAACAAAGAACCCAAAUUCUAGAACAAAGCUAAUACUCAAAUGGUAUUUCCAAGAAGCAUCUGGUUAUCCUUUCAUUGGUAGCAGUACUUCAGUUCUUUUCCUAUUGCUGGAAGCCAUGUUGUUUUUAGAAUCCCACAAACACAGAAAUUGUAAAUAUAAUAGAAAGGACCCAUUAUUAUUUGUUUCCUCUAGUUUUGGACCAAAUGUAGGAAAAUUGUGUGGUUUUUUUUUACUUACAAAAAGAUUAUUUUGAAUGACCAGCAGUUUUUGAAAAAUAAAAAAAGCUUUAAGUAUGCCAUUUUACUUGAGUACUUUUUGCUUCUUUAGUUAUUAGAAUGCAAAUUGGUUGAAAUAUACACAAAAUUACUUAAAUUAAGCAACAAACCUUAUGACGUUCUCGACUAUUAAACACAAUAGGUGUCCCAUUGAUUUUACACAUUGUCUUUCACAUAUACGAGGUCUCUGAAAAUGGAGCCAUUCAGUAUGGUUAAUACCUGUGUCAGUAUAAUCUGGCUCCUUUCUCAAAGGGGAUGAGAAGCUCUUGCACAUGAGGAUUUUGGGCUAUGACCAUUUUGUUCAGAACUGAAGUGUCAGAUUACAAGGGCACCAUAUUUUCAAGUAAUAAAGGCCCUUGCAAUAUUUUCAAAGACCAAAUGGUAAUUAAGUUUCAAAAUACUGCUAUGCUUGUCUGAGAGCAACUAUGACAUCUUUUUAUCAUCUGUCAUGAUUUUCUUGUAAUGGUUUUUAAGCGAAUUGCUUAUUUAUUCAGUGAUCUAAAGGAUAGGAAGGACAGGAAUAUAUUAAUUAUUAAUGUUUGCCCCCUCCCCCAAGAAAAUAGCGUAACUUGAAUAACAGUAAUUUAAUUAUACUUUUGAUAUGGUUUGAUCAGUGUAAAAACACAUUUGUUAAAAUUAAUUAGCCGUAUUAGAUCUAUAUUGUGAUGCUUAAAUACAUUGUGGUGCCUGUGGCAGCAAUAAAUACUUAAUAAACAGAUGAUUGGGUGGAACAUGUUCUAAGGUGUGUUUGCACAACCAUUCUAAUCACACUUUUGAAGCAAAAAAAAACAUUCUACAGAAAAAGGGGUUGCUACAUAGAUUUGUUUGAAGAUCAUUAUUUUUAUGCUUAAGAAAUCUAUCAGAGAGGACCUGGAAAGUUGAUAUGUGCUUAUUACCCAUUAAUAUUUUUGGUAGUGGUGUUGGGUGAACUGCCAUUUGAACUGACUAUGUUUACAGUUAUGAGUGAUUCUUCUUAUUUAUGUGCAUAUCACAUAUGAAAGUUGCAUUGUUAGUGAUUUCUUUUGUCUUUAAAAUGUAAUCAAGGCUCUGUGAUUGACUUUACACAGGUGAAUAACUGGAUUAGUGGUUUUCUCAGCAGCAGAAAUGUAUACAUGAAAACAUAAUUCCUGAAAUAAAAUCUUUGAUUAAAAAUGCAAAGUAUUACAAAAUUAGUACAAAACAUAUCAGAAAAUUGUUGAAAGGUGCUGCAGCUUAAUUUUAACAGUUGAUAAAAACAUAGAAAUUUUUAAAGAUGUGAAUAAAUGAUCACACAGUUUGAUUCUAGAGCAGUAGAUCUCUGGUUUUCUAUCCAUUUGUCUGCCAUGGAAUCUCUGUCCAGUGUUCAGAAUUCUAGGGCACCUUCAAUAAGGAAGGUCUGUCUGGACCUAAUUCCAUGUAACCAUGGUACAACCUUGUCCAUGCCUUGUAAGACAGAUUGCUGAUGACAGGCAAGCUGUCUUUUGGGGAUGGUUAUCCGCUGUUGCCGUUCUUGUUGAGGAACCCCUAUUAAGCUAGGAGUGCAGUUUGAAAGCCGCUGUUCUAGACAAUGAAUUGACAUUCGCCUCUGGUUCUACAUUAAUAAUAAAAAACACUCUUUGCUAUUAGUACAGCCAAUUUAUAUUUGACAGUUUGAGAAAUCUACCCUUCUCCCUUAUUGCUGUGUGACCGGCAGACUGAAUGAUUUGGUUAUACCUUAGAUUUCUUCUUACAGCCUCAAGAGACGCACUGAGAAGUAGGGCAUUUCAGGACUAUUGGGAGUUGACAUAGUAGGUUUCAGGAGGCUAGACCUUCUUUCUUCCUCCCGAUAGGCGGCUAUCAACUUCAGUCAAGUGAGAAACUGAGCUAGUUUCUCCGACAGUGCUGACAGAGAAGCUGCUGGUGAGGGAGAAGAACUAGUGAUAUAAGACAAAGGAGAAAUAAAGGUAUUAGGAGACCACGGAGGAAGAAAGGCAAGAAAAUCAAUGUUUACUUUGAUUGGUAAAAAGUCCUUUUGCCUUGGAUAAAAAAAGUCAGUGGGGAAACUUAGAAUUUUUUUAUUAUUCAUCUGCUCCCGUGCACAGAAAGUGAUGGUAUUCUAAUGUUGAAUGUCUCUGGCCCCUUUCGCACAUGCAGAAUAAUGCACUUUCAAUCCACUUUCAAUGCACUUUGCAGCUGAAUUUUACUGUGCGGAACAGCAAAAUCCACUUGCAAACAAUUGUAAAAGUGAAUUGAAUGUGCAUUAUUCUGCAUGUGCGGAAGGGGCCAAUGUAUAUCAUGGAACCCUAGUGGUGUGUUUUCCUUUUAAACAGGAAAAUAAUUUAACAUGGGUGAGUCAGAGCUGGAGUACAGUGGGAGAAAUUAAAAAAAUUUUUUUUGUCACCUUCUAUAUCUGCAUUCAAGUUGCCUCCACCCAUUCCAACAGGAUUCUAGAUGCAUUAUUUGUAAAAGUAAACUCUUGUUUGGAAGAAAUGUUGCUGGGUUAGUGAUGGACAAGGGAAGCAGCUGCAGCAAAAAGCUUAAGCAUUCCCCACUGAUAUUUCUUUGUUCUGACUCACCCCUUACUGAAGCAGCUCUUAAUUGUUUUUGUAAAAGCCUGCACAUCUCAGCGUGAAAUAACUAACUAGAUCCUAGGGGUCAUAAAUAAAAUCCUGUGUCUUCUCCCAUGCAGAAGACACAAUCCAACUGUAAAACUCAAAGCCAUGUAAUGCCUUUUAUUAUAUCGCAUAUUUAUAUAUAUACCUUCUCUAAAAGGUAUUACGUGAUUUUGAGUUGGGAUUUUUUCUGGGACCAACUUUUUGAAAUCCAGUUGUAGGGGCAUCUUUUCCAUGCGAGCAAGAGGCAAAAGAAUUCCAAGGUAUGAUGUUGAGGCCUGGAUCUAAAGAGGCUUGUAUACAUGCGUGGGGUGGGGUGGCAGGGUUGUAAAGCAUUAUAGCGCAUUGUGUGAACAUUAUAGUCCUUGUGUGAACUUGUUUGGAUCCUGGCUUCAACCUUUCACCAUUCUGCAGCCACCUUCCUGAUGUUGGAAGCAUUGGUUACACUGUGCUGAGGAACUCAGAAUCAUGGACACUGAUCCCACUUGUAUGGUUCUAAAUAGUCUAACCUUGUAACAAGUGGAACAGAGGCAUUAUCAGUAAAACUUCUUAGAAUAUUUUUUCAUGAAACUCGCCAUUAGAAAAAAGUUCUCCUUGUAGUGAUAGUAACAUAAUAUUGUUUGGCUUUUAAGCUAUUAGUAGGAAUAAAUGUAUAUUACUUUCUUCAAUCCCAAUGGAAGUUGGCUCAGGGGUGAAUCAACCUUCCAUCCUCCAAGGUCAGUAAAAUGAGUACCCAGCUUGCUGGGGGUAAAGUGGAGACGACUGGGGAAGGCAACGGCAAACUGUCUGGUGAAACAAAGUCUGCCUAGUAAACGUGAUAUGUCAGAUCCAGAGCUUGCAUAAGGGACUACCUUUACCUUUUUGUUGUACUUUCUUACUAUGUACUGCAAAAUGAAACAAGGCAAACAACUUAAUAAAAAUGUUGCCAGUAUUGAAUCUGGGGGUUAAUCAUGCUCUGAACAACUUGAAAUGAUUCAUUUUUAAUAACUUAUUGAUUUCUUAAGUGCUAUGUCUUCUCCUGUGUUCUUUGUCUCCUCCCCCAUUUUAAGCAGUCAGUAGACCAAUGUAUAAUUCUGUGUAGCUGCCAAUUGUAUAAUGCUUCAAAAUGUUCACAAAUAAACCUUUGUUUGAAAACAA